AGAAGACGACAACUCCAGAGCCAAACCGUUGUUGAUUUUUUUUUUUUUGCUUUGCUCAUCCAUGUUUGUAAACGUUAAGUUACAGCUUUGGUAGAAAGCACACGAAAUGAGACGCCUGGGUUCCGUACAGCAGAAGAUACCGUGUGUGUUUCUGACAGACGUGAUGGAAGAACAGUCCAGAAAACGCGACUGUCAGCAAUUUCAGGUUGUUGCCACAGAAAAUGUGAACCCUGUUGCUCUGCAGGCUAACAUACAUAGUGCGCUUGCCACUGAAAAACUUGAUGGCACCUGUUGCUAUGUUACAGUUUAUAAAGGGCAGCCUUACCUGUGGGCUCGACUUGACAGAAGACCAAACAAACAAACAGAGAAGAGGUUUAAAAAGUACCAACAUUCUCACAAAAGUUGUAAAGGCUUUCUUUCAGGUUUCACGUGGAACAUAGAGGAAGAUUUUAAACCGGUGCCAGAAACAUGGAUCCCAGCUCAUGGAGUCAAACAUCACAGCGGCCGUCCAGUGCCCGAUGAACAUGGACAUAUUCCAGGCUGGGUUCCAGUGGAGAGAGACAACAAGCAGUACUGCUGGCACUCCUCUGUGGUGGAUUACAACGUUGGGCUUGCUCUUGUUCUCAGGCCUCGACGUGACAACGAAGACAUGUUAGAAAUCACAUCAGUCCCAUUAGCUGAGCUCCAGGAACAAACACUGGAGCUUAUUGGAACCAAUGUCAAUGGAAACCCCUAUGGGCUGGGCAGCAAAAAACAGCCUGUCCACUGCCUGGUUACACAUGGGAGUGUCCCAAUCAGAAACCCACCACCUGUGGACUUCCAGCAGCUGUGCUCCUGGUUUCAUGAGAAUCCAGACGGUCGAGUUGAGGGCAUAGUCUGGCACUGCAGUGACGGCACUCUCAUCAAGGUCCAUCGUCAUCACCUGGGACUGAAGUGGCCAGAAGCGAACACUUGCCUUGGUAACAAGCCGACGGCCAUCCGUGUUGACGCUUAUGGCAGCACGGAGUUGUUUACAUCGUUUGUAGCACUAAAUGGACACUGCUUCAGCCGGCUUCAGGACAUUCACUUUGAGCUAUAAGUCCAUGCGGUCUUGUGAGGAUCUGCCGCUUCGCUGAUAGAUCCCUGAUAUUUCAUCUGUAAUUCCAUGCGAGUGAUUUACAAUCCUAUACUCAUAUAGAUUAAUUUAUUCCACAGAAACCAGUUAAGAACUGCUGCUUUUUGAAUUCAUGAAAGUCUUAAGAGUAGCUUACAGUGAGUGAGCUGUUAGUGGAAGAAAUAAGGAGAAAACUGACUGCCAAAGUUUAACGUUUGGCACCCAAAAGAAACGGUGGAGUGAAUCAAAACUUAAGAUGGUUUUUGCAGAGAUGUGUACUGCUUUAAUGUAAAAAUAACUGACCAACUUGGCUUUUUUUUUUUUUU
Messenger RNA from Haplochromis burtoni (Burton's mouthbrooder), 1419 nucleotides. It is a transcript of the gene rlig1, whose product is annotated as chromosome unknown C12orf29 homolog. NCBI's taxonomy places the organism in Eukaryota, Metazoa, Chordata, Actinopteri, Cichliformes, Cichlidae. The transcript has 7 exons. The record is from RefSeq and is a predicted model, not a curated record. Bases 107 to 1078 code for a protein of 323 amino acids. Gene Ontology annotation, molecular function: RNA ligase (ATP) activity. Gene Ontology annotation, biological process: response to reactive oxygen species.